Messenger RNA from Rotaria sordida, 636 nucleotides. NCBI's taxonomy places the organism in Eukaryota, Metazoa, Rotifera, Eurotatoria, Philodinida, Philodinidae. The record is from the annotation of a GenBank genome assembly.
AUGGAUAAAACUGAAAAUAAUAAUCCUGAUUCUGCUGGUUCCAAUAAACGAUAUGAAAAUGCUGAAAAAGAUGCCAAUGAGGUAUCUGAGACUUUAAAACAAAUUGAAACAUAUUUUUCUAAUUUAUCGAUCGAUAGAAAUUUGACAGAAGAGUAUUUACUUGAUAGUCUUAUUCAGUUAUCUGUGAUUAUUUGGAAAUGGUCAAGAAGUUUUACAAAUACUUGUUCUCUUAUUCAAAAUGAUAAACAAAUUAAUGAUCAAAACUACAAAUUAGCAUUUCAAAUUGUCAUUGAUGGAAUAAAUUUGUUAAGAUAUUUAUUAGGAUUAGAAACAAACUUGGCUAUAUUUGUUAAUGAUCCAUUAACACAGUUUGUUCAAGAACAAAUAAACAUAUUGAAAACAAAACUUUCAUCAUUACCAAUUCAUAUGUUAUCUGAAGAACUUUCAGUUAUAUUUCAUGGUUUACGUCUAUUUAAACAAAAGACUGAUGAUGACGAUGAUACUAAUUUAGACUUAGUUGGAAAUAUAUUCAAAAAGACUGAUAAAACCAAUCUCAAAACUGGUUUUGAUUUUGAUGAUCCAUUUGAAUAUUUGAGACAUGGAGAACAAGAGAAAAUAUUCGAAAAGAUUGAAAAC